Molecule: messenger RNA, 2401 nt
Organism: Gekko japonicus
Lineage: Eukaryota; Metazoa; Chordata; Lepidosauria; Squamata; Gekkonidae
Gene: DPAGT1
Product: dolichyl-phosphate N-acetylglucosaminephosphotransferase 1
Exons: 9
Coding region: 1-1290 (429 amino acids)
Biological process (GO): dolichol-linked oligosaccharide biosynthetic process; protein N-linked glycosylation
Cellular component (GO): membrane
Molecular function (GO): UDP-N-acetylglucosamine-dolichyl-phosphate N-acetylglucosaminephosphotransferase activity
Source: RefSeq, a predicted model, not a curated record
AUGCAGCAUCUAAACCAGAAGCACACACAGAACAGUGAUCCCACCCCUAAGAAAGCCAAAAGUUCACAGAAAUAUAAAACACAAGUUUGGUUCAGGCAGGUUUGUUCCCCAGAUCCUCUGCAUGCUGCAGGCAGGCUGUUGAACACUGGCCCUGGUGUACGUGGAUCAGGCACGUGUUACGGCUGUGCGGCUCUUAAAUGCUCUGUGUGGUUGUCUGGUUCCAGCCCAGAAUCCCAAGGGGUCAUCAGUGGCGUAGUGUUCCUGAUCAUUCUCUUCUGCUUCAUCCCGGUGCCCUUCCUGAGCUGCCUGGUGGAGGACCAGUGUAAGGCCUUCCCGCACCACGAGUUCGUGGCUCUCAUCGGCUCUCUCCUGGCCAUCUGCUGCAUGAUCUUCCUGGGCUUUGCGGACGAUGUCCUCAACCUGCGGUGGCGCCACAAGCUCCUCCUGCCCACCAUGGCCUCCUUGCCCUUGCUCAUGGUGUACUUCACCAAUUUUGGGAACACCACCAUCGUGGUGCCCAAGCCCUUCCGGAUGCUGCUGGGUACCCAUCUGGAUCUGGGCAUCCUGUAUUAUGUGUACAUGGGCAUGCUGGCCGUCUUCUGCACCAAUGCCAUCAACAUUCUUGCCGGGAUUAACGGGCUGGAGGCCGGGCAGUCACUGGUGAUCGCUGGCUCCAUCAUCACUUUCAACAUCGUAGAAUUAAAUGGAGACUACAGGGAUGACCACACUUUCUCUCUCUACUUCAUGAUUCCCUUUUUCUUCACCACGUUGGGGCUGCUGUAUCAUAACUGGUACCCGUCCCGGGUGUUUGUGGGCGACACCUUCUGCUAUUUUGCCGGCAUGACCUUCGCUGUGGUGGGCAUCCUUGGGCAUUUCAGCAAAACCAUGCUGCUCUUCUUUAUCCCACAAGUACUGAACUUCCUCUACUCCUUGCCUCAGCUCUUCCACGUCAUCCCCUGCCCACGCCAUCGGCUGCCCAGGUUCAACCGUGAGACAGGCAAGCUGGAGAUGAGCUACUCGAGAUUCAAGCCCAAGAGCCUCUCCCCCUUGGGAGCUUCUAUCCUCAAGAUGUCUGAGCGUCUCCACAUCGUCGACGUACAUCAGGGUGUGGACAAAGAUGGCGAAUACGUGGAGUGCAGCAACAUGACUCUCAUUAACUUGGUGAUCAAGCUGAUCGGGCCAACCCCUGAGAGAACCCUGACUGUCUUGCUGCUGCUGAUCCAGGUUGCUGGGAGCAUCGUUGCCUUUUCCAUCCGGUACCAGCUUGUGCGGCUCUUCUAUGACAUCUGAGCUGCGGCCGUCUUCUUUGGCCGGCAUCCAGGACAUACGUUGCGGUUCAGUUGCCCACGGCAGCCAGCCUGCUUCUCAGAGACAGAAGGCUUUCUUGGAAGAUGGCCUUCGAGGCCGUGUGGUGCUUCUGGCGGGGUUUUGAAUGUAGCACUUCCAUUACACGGGCGGAUGUGGAAAGGGCCAUCACACUUGCAGGGGGGGGUGGAGGAGAGUCAGGAGGUGGAGUAUUGCUCUCCUGCUUGCUGGGCCUGUGGACGAGGCCAAGCAGGCAAGCCGCUGGUACCGAGCUGCCCAGGCUUGAAUGGCUGCCCUUUCUGCUGUACGUCUCCUGCUCCGAGAACACCCCCUUCCUUCAUGCUUUCACCCUGCUUUUCCUGUACUCUGUCACUUGCCUCAGUGUGCAGGAGUGACGAGCGAAGACUGUUGUGGCAGGGAUCCAUGGCUAACUCUUUGCCCUAAACCCUCACAGCCAAAGUCCAGCAGCCUCAAAGCACCCACUGUGUGCUUAACCUAGUGUGUGUGUGUGUGGGGGGGUGUGGACUCUGCCCUUGUUUCCCGCCUCGCGGCCUGGACUGCUCACUCCUGAGGAUGUGGUAGUGAUUGUCCUGGGGGGUUGGGGGGAGGCAGCGAACUGGCUGCCAAGGCCGCCGCUCUGUGUGGUCAGUCCUGCUAACCUCCGCCUGCAACUCCUUCUGAUGCUGCUGCUCCUCGGCCGUUUUUUGCGGGACUGUCCACAUCCUCACCAGUGUGGGUGGCUUCGUGCACAGUCCUGUGUUGCCGUCUCUUGUGCUUGCUGGAUUACGAGGGAAGAGGAGCCUGAUGGAGUGGCGAUUUAUUUUGUUGGUAAGAAUAGUGUCUGAUGGGGAUCAAGGAGGAACAUACAGAAAAGCAAAAUGAAAAGACUCCUUUCGCCUUCGAGGCCACCACCUGUCUGGCUUGAGGAGGAACAGAAGGCGUGAUUGCGCAAGGAAGCCUCAUGGCUUGCUAGAGGGGCGGCUGGAGUCCUUCUGAGGUGUUUAGCCAAAUGGCCCUUUCCCCUUUUAGCAGGGAGAUGGAAAUAUGCCUCCUCCUCCCCUGUUCAAGGACUGAAAGUGGCCUGAAAUAAAUAUUC